This is a messenger RNA of Fusarium vanettenii 77-13-4, 681 nucleotides long. RefSeq lists its product as uncharacterized. Bases 1 to 681 code for a protein of 226 amino acids. The transcript has 2 exons. Lineage: Eukaryota; Fungi; Ascomycota; Sordariomycetes; Hypocreales; Nectriaceae. The record is from RefSeq and is a predicted model, not a curated record.
AUGUUGCUUAUAAACGCUCAAGUCUUGCCAAGAAACACCAAGACAUGCAUCCAUCAACGCCCAGCACUAACAUCACUACGAUCCACCAUCAACAUCAUGAAGCCCUUUAAGCGACUCAUCGAUGCCGUCUCCGGGUCACGUAACAACCCUGAACAGACCAACAACACUAUCCCCGUCUUCAUCGACGAUGAGAUUGCAGAAAUGUUUGUGGACAAACUCAUCAGCGAGAUCGAGGUCGAGAACAAAACCAACAACAACAAUGACAAAACAAAAGAUGACGAGUUCACAGAGGCUGACGCUAAUAUAGAUGCAAGGCUUGUCCGACUCUUCAACGCUGACAAGAAUCCCUGGCCCGAAGACCCCUCUUACCGAGCCAUGAGAGUCACAGUCCAGAUGCCACCAACAACUCCAGUGCCAGAACGUCUAGCGAGCACCUACGCGUCUAGAGGAGAGAAAGCCUGGGCUAAAGUUAUUGGGUGGGGGAGGUUCCGGCUAACAGAGGAAUACCCUGGUGGUGAGUUCUAUGAUCUCAGGGUGCUGCCCGGAGAAAGCAGGAUAGAGUGGGUCAGGCCUGUACCUAUCGACCUGGCGACGAAGUCGAUCACUCUCGCUGACCCCCUUCAGCUUGAAAAGAAGAAAAAGGAGUUCGACUUGGCUGGUUUGGAAAAGGCUCAACAUUGA